AUGAAAACGGAAUGCGCUGCAGAUGGACCGAUAAAGACGGAUGACUUACAUCAUUUGAGAGAGGGCGACAUUUUCGUAGAUUCCGAAAGUGGUCAGAAGUUCCGAGUGCGGAAAACUGCUUUACCACAGCAGUCUAUCGGAGGACCACAUGGAGUUGGAGAUCCGAAUGACCGAUCGUUACGUCGACUGGAAGCAGAUGUUUUAAUACCGAAUCGCAUGAAUGAACAGGUACAAAAAGUUGAAUGUCGCGAGUCACUUGAAGGUUGGAUUCCUUUGUGUUUUUGCAAUAAACUGCAAUCUGGUGCGAUGCAUAAAAAAAGAAGGCAGUUUUAUUGGUAUGAGAAAAUGCCGGAUAGAGCUAGAGCGCUACGAAACAUGUCAACUUGCGAAUUAAGUUUUAUGCAGUUUUUUUCGAAUUGUAUGCAGUACGAACUUGCAAUGUUCAAUGAUCCAUGGUUCCGUCAAAAAAUCACUGAUGAAUAUAUUAAAGAGCGAGCAGAAUUUCGUCGAACAGGAAAAAAUGUAAUGCAAAGAAGGUGGGAAGACUACUGCGAAUAUAAAAAGAAACGAGGUGAUUGGGUUGAUUUCGGUGACCAUAACAAAUAA
Messenger RNA from Brugia pahangi, 606 nucleotides. Lineage: Eukaryota; Metazoa; Nematoda; Chromadorea; Rhabditida; Onchocercidae. The record is from the annotation of a GenBank genome assembly.